CCGGUCUCGCAGUUUCGUUUUUAAACACUAUUUCACUUUGAAGAAAAAUAAAAAUAGUAAUAUUGAGACGAAUUUCAAAUAAUUAAAUAAAGAAUGUCGGAGUUUUACAAGCGAAAUGCUGCGCUGUAUGAAGAAUUUCAAAGAAAGGAGCAACAGUUUUUGAACAGUGAAAAAAGUUUAAAUUCCUUUUUGGUGACAAAAACUAGCAAUGAUUCGCUUCAAGAGUAUCUUCGUAAAAUCAAUCAGCGAGAAAGAGAAACUGAAGAAGUGUAUAAAAAUUUGAUAAGACAAAUGGAUGAUAUGGACCGAAGAACAGACCAAAUGUUUUUUAAUAUUGAAAAGCUAAGUAUACUCAAGAGCACUAUGUUUGAUCCUCAUCUUUCUGCUUGGAGGAAUGUGCAAGAAAGAAUAGAAACUCCUGUUCCUUCUUAUCCAGUUUCCAGCACAUUGAAUGUUGGAUAUAAUCCUGAGAAUUGGAACAUUCUUAAACAAGAUUCUUGUGUGCAAACAGAAGAUUUGUUUUGUGACCAGUGUCACUUUUUAUUAAGCCAUAAUACAAGCAACCAUAAGGAUGCUAACGCAUUUUAUGAAUCCAAUAUUGAGGAAACUGGUAUAAAUACAGCAAAUCAUCCAAAAACAUCAACGCCAGACUUUAACGAUAUUAAUCAUGCUUUUGAUCUUACACAAUCAAUAAGUGAAGUUUUAGAUCACAAAACAGAGAGGGACAUCACUCUGAACGCCAGCAACCAGUUAAAAAUCGAAAACGAUAUUGGAAGAUUAACUUUUCAAUCGGAAAGAAAAGUUGAUAUGCCUUCUGGCCGAAGCAUCCAAACCGAUAAUGCAAAGUCAAAUUUUGAAUUGGAAAGAAAAGUUGAUAUAUCUCGUGAUUCAAUACUAACAUCAAAUCUUUUAACUGACCAAAACAUAAAUGUGAGCAAUGUAGUCGUUCUUCCAAAUGCUGUGGAAGAGGCACAAGUUGUUGGAGAGGAGAUUCAUCAACGUGAGGAAGAAAAUUCUCAGCCGCUAAAUGCUUCUGUACGGGAUGAACCAACAUUAAAUGAAUCUAAUGUUGGCACAAAGAGCGAUGAUGAGAGUAUGAAUCAUGAGUUCAACUUUUUAGAAUCUGAGAAGUCUAAUGAAAGUUAUAGGCUAGGGGAAGAUGUUCAGAAUUACAAAAACAGCAAUAAUCUUAGUGAGAGAGAUACUGGUGCUCAUGCUGGUUUGAAUGAAACUAUCACUGUGGCGAAGAAGGACAUCUAUCCUGAUAAUGAUUUAGCUACUGACAAAGUAGGUGCUGCUGAAGUGAUGAGUCACCUGAAUGUCAAAGCAGAUGAUUUAAGGAGUGAAUCAUCCAUGAGUGCAGCAGAACUCCAAUCACCACUUCAUUCUGAACCUGUGUCUGUGGAGUCUGAUUUGGAUGAUUUUUUUGACAAAGAAACUCCUCUAACUAAUACUCCUGCAUAUCAAGCAUUACUGGGUAAUAAUCUAACAUUUAAAGUACAGAAAAAGCAAGUAUCUUCUGACUCUGAAUCUGAAGAUUCUGUAGAAAAAGCCUUAUCUAAAGCUGUUAAAAAGCCUAGCUCUUUGACUCCGAGCCUACCACCAGAAGUACAGAAGGCAGAACCAAAGAAAGAAAUGUCAUCCAUAGAAAAAAAGACUGAUAAAACAAGUUUUCGAUUUUCAGAAGUACUACAUCUGAUAUCCGAAACAAAACACAAGCUGAUAUACUUAGAAGUAGACGAAAAGCUCUUCUUUUUGACUCAUCUGGAUCUGAAAUGGAACCAGAAAUAAAACCAGUGAAAAAGAAUACUGUUGAUGAUGAUGAUGAUGAAUUUGACUAUUAAAAGAUGACUUAUGUAUCCUUGUAUUGUACAUAAUAUAAA
Uloborus diversus is the source of this 1883-nucleotide messenger RNA. RefSeq lists its product as uncharacterized. The record is from RefSeq and is a predicted model, not a curated record. The coding region runs from base 94 to 1791 and encodes 565 amino acids. Lineage: Eukaryota; Metazoa; Arthropoda; Arachnida; Araneae; Uloboridae. The transcript has 10 exons.